AUGCAGCCCUCCACCUUGAGUGCGAUUAAACGCGAUGACGGCCCUGGCAGUUGGGGUACCGGCAUCGCCGCUAGGACGCCGACCCUGAGGCUGUUCAAGCUCGCGCUUCUUCACACGGACGACCUCGUCCUGGAGAACGAGCUCCCGGAUUCCAUUGCCUUUGUCAACCAGUCCAUUUCCGAGAUUCGCCACGCGUCGUGGACAGGGACCGAGGCUGUCACCACAUACCUGAAACGUUUGUGGGCAGACGCGGAUCGCCGUAUCAAAGACGAACUGCAAGAAAAAAACGUCGCCGUCGCCGAGGAAGAUAUGUGCUUUCUGUUCACCAACCCGGCUGUGUGGAGUGACGAGACAGUCAGCCGGAUGAAGAAAGCCAUCGAGGCGUCCAACGUGGUUCGCGCAGACGCUCGAUGUGGAUUCAUGGAUGAGCCUAAGGCGGCAGCACUGGCCGUCAUCCCCCAGCUACAGAGCCAUCGUCCACUGCAGAAAGGUCAGACAGUUGUCAUUGCUGAUCUCGGUGGAGGCACCGCGGAUUUCAUUUCCUACUACAUCGAUACUGUCACGCCGCUCUGUGUUGGAGAAUGCGUCGCUGGGGAAGGCCGACUCCUCGGGGACAUGUUCAUGCGCCGCGCCCUAUACUCCUUGGUCACCAGGGAAGUCGAACGCACCGUGAGGAGCGAGGUGAAGGGGAGUGAUUUGGGCAAGGUUGAAGCCCAGGCCGAGGAGCUGUGGCUGUGGUCGCGCUCCAGGCCUGCCACAACUUUGUGCACCGAGACCCGCACCCUCAAUUUCCAACUCCAUGACGGAACCAAUCUGCCGGUCGUUGUUCAAGGCGGCGAUAUUGUCAACGAGUUUCGAACGAUUACCGACCGCGUCAUAGAACUCGCCAAAAGCCAAAUGCGCGCAGUCCGUGAAGAAACUGAUCGGUGGCCGGAUGUACUGGUUGUCGUUGGCGGCUUUGGACGCAACAAGUUUCUCGAAGCCGAGAUGAGGCGUGAUCCCCUCCUCGCCCCACGCGUCGAGAUUACAGGCGAACAGGGACAACUCGCGGUGAAGAACGGUGCCGCGAUCGCCUGCGUCGCGAGGUUUGGCGGCGACGACGCCGGCACGGGAUCGGCAGUAUCCCCUCUCGCCCCCGAGGCCCCGAUGAAGAUUGUAUCCCUCAUCCCUUCCCAGAGUUACGGCUACUGGGAUGGCGUGAGGCCGAAGGGACAAAUUAGCUGGUUCAUCAGGAAGGGUCGUAAGAUGUCCGCCGCGCCGUUGGUGAUCCCCCUAAUCCCUGAGGCCUUCCGUGAGAGGGAAGAGGCCGGUUGCCCUUCCAUCCCCAUCUACCGCGUCUGUAAACCAACAGAACAGUCCUCGGCCAUACCCAACACAAACGGGGUGGUCACUCAACAGUGCCAAAUCCUAUGCAAGCGGCGUGAGCUUUUGGAUUUGAACCCGCCCCCGCGGGUGGAGUUGAGGGUGGAAAAGGUUGGGAGGGUCAUGGACUUCCAGGUGUUGAUCGAAGGAUAUCCGGACGGCGACCGGUAUUUCCGUGUGCAGGGCUGGUAGGCGCAUGCUGGACUUGCUGCGGUGAUGGUGAUGUACAGAGAUGUCUACGAUUAUGAUUUAGAUUGGUAGCGAAUAAUUGCAUGACACACGGAGUUUCCCAUGAUGUGUUGCAACCGGAACCCAGGUUUUGGUCCCUCGGGCCCGUGAGCUG
Molecule: messenger RNA, 1705 nt
Organism: Chaetomium fimeti
Lineage: Eukaryota; Fungi; Ascomycota; Sordariomycetes; Sordariales; Chaetomiaceae
Exons: 7
Coding region: 1-1554 (517 amino acids)
Source: RefSeq, a predicted model, not a curated record